UGUGCUCAGCUGAGAGGUUCUUCAUCCAUGAUCCCGUCUCAUCUUCCUUCUGAUAUAUCACAGCCACCAUUCAGCAGCAGUUGACCGAGUCCUCGCAGUUGACCAAUCACAACAACUGUUAGGUCAAUGAUUCCUGUGUGGCCAGUGUGGAAAACAAAGGCGGUCACUCAAGCCCUCCAAAGGUACGGCUCGGCAGUGCCAUACUGGCUACGAUGUCGAAAGCCUACAACGAUGAUGUGGAGAGACUCAGGCCAAUUGAAUAUCCGCAUAUGAAUAAUGGCGUUUAUCUUGACCACAGCGGAACCACGAUUUAUGCAAAGUCAGCCAUCGAACGUUUCAGUCAGAAGAUGCUGACGGACCUGUAUGGGAACCCGCACUCAGAGAAUUCCCCGGCGAAGCUUUCGGGAAAUGUCAUUGAGGAUGUUCGCGCAAGGACGCUCAAUUUCCUGGGUGCUGAUCCAGAGCAUUUCGACCUCGUCUUCGUAGCAAAUGCCACCGCAGGCAUCAAGCUUGUAGCUGAAGCCUUUCGAGAUCUCGGCGAGAAGACGCGGUCGAACGCAUUCUGGUAUGGGUACCAUCGAGACUCCCAUACCAGCCUCGUCGGGGUCCGUGAGUUGGCAUAUGGCCAGUUUCACUGCUUCGAGAAUGACGCAGAUGUUGAGGCCUGGCUGAGUUAUCCAGAGGCUGCCAUGGUCAACAGGCAGGAUCAUCGAUCGCUGGGAUUAUUUGCAUACCCGGGCCAGUCAAAUCUGACUGGCAAGCGGCUCCCACUGCGGUGGGCAGGGUGCUUGCGUCAGACAGAUGAGCUGCAGAACACGUACACCCUCCUGGACGCGGCGGCGUUGGCCAUGACGCUCCCAAUGUCUCGGGUGUUUGCAGAUCCAGAUACGGCCCCCGACUUUACCUGCCUCUCCCUCUACAAGAUAUUUGGCUUUCCAGAUCUGGGCGCCUUGGUCGUCCGCCGGCAGUCCGGACACAUCCUCGGUCUCAGGAGAUACUUUGGAGGCGGCACCGUCAAGGCCGUCGGUGUGAUCGGUGACGUCUUUCAUCGCUCCAGGGGCCAAGAAGGCCCCAGUGACAGACUGCACGAAGGCCUCGAGGAUGGCACGCUCCCUUUCCACAGUAUCCUCGCGCUCGGCGAGGCCAUCGACGUCCACAUGCGGCUCUUCACUUCGAUGGAAGUCAUCUCGGACCAUACCCAGUACCUGGCGACGCGAUUGCGUCACGGGCUGAUACUACUGCGGCAUCCGAAUGGCCGGCCGGUGUGCCGAGUCUACUUUGAUAGUGACUCGAGACGAGACCAGACAUGGCCCGAGGAUCCUGCAAAAUACGGACCAGCGGUGGCUUUCAACGUCAUUGAUCAUAACGGGCAGUUUGUGACUUAUAAGUCUGUCGAGGAAAUUGCAAAUAAAGCCAGUAUAUACAUCAGGUCAGGUGGCGUUUGCAACCCUGGGGGGAUAUAUUCUGUCCUCGGUUAUGAGCCUUGGAUGAUUCAUCGGGCAGUGCAAGCAGGUCAUAUAUGUGGUGGUCCAGGCACAGGUGUUCUGCACAACAUGCCUACUGGUGUCGUGCGGGCAAGCGUAGGCGCCAUGUCGACUCAAGCUGACGUCGACGCCCUCAUCACCUUUAUCCGGACCACAUUCGUAGAAAAUCACGAAAGGCCAGCCGCGAGUCCAGUCAAGACCACAAAUCCCACGAUUCCCCAAACAAAUGGGGUAAAAAACAUGGCACCGCCCACGUACAAUACCAUAUUACUGCCGAUGCCAAACGGCAUCCAGACGAGGCAGGAAAUUCAAAACAAGCUUCAAUAGCCUGGCACUGUAUCUCGCCCCAUCCAGCCUCCUAGAAUCUCGAUAGUCUAAAAGAACGCAAGCUCGCACAGGUGGUCGUCAGAUAAUUCGUCAUCCAUGCCACAA
Molecule: messenger RNA, 1916 nt
Organism: Microdochium trichocladiopsis
Lineage: Eukaryota; Fungi; Ascomycota; Sordariomycetes; Xylariales; Microdochiaceae
Product: pyridoxal phosphate-dependent transferase
Exons: 4
Coding region: 213-1811 (532 amino acids)
Biological process (GO): molybdopterin cofactor metabolic process
Molecular function (GO): molybdenum cofactor sulfurtransferase activity
Source: RefSeq, a predicted model, not a curated record